GAUGUGUGCUCGUGGAGACGCAUCAGUCGCACGGCCUGGUACAAAGGAUAUCGCUCCCGCAGUGUGAGGACCAGCGAUUCCGGUGCGAAGCUUCGCCCAAGUGAUCUGCGUUCAGGACAGGUCGGGGUCUUCGAGGACGUCUGCCUGAUCAACGCACUCAGUUGCUUCGGCUACAAGAUCCCGUAUGUGGACCAUGGCCCCUUCUGGGCGCAAGCUGACGGUCACAAAACGCACCAGUGGGAGCCGGUUUGUUUGAACAGUGAUCGAGAAGCUGCGCUUCGAUGGUCCAAAAAGCACCGUCGCUUUCACCUCAACGUGAACAAGCUGGACGGUCUUUUUCAAGUACAGGCAGUACAAGGAAACGGAUCAACGAGUGCCGAUGAUCUCCAAGGUGGCGGUUCAAAGUUGCUCGCGAUGGUCUCCCAAGACAACUCCGUUCCCCAUGCUCCAGCUGAAGUCACUCACAUCCGUCCCAGCAAGGCUCUUCGAUGGCAGAGGAUCAACUCGAGGAACGAAGCCAAGAAAGGGGCACGCCGUUUGGACAUUGUGGAGGAUGAGGAAUUGAUGCCGCUUCAACACGAAACUGCCCGAGGCGAUGUCAAGGGGGCUGAGUUUGUACUGGUAAAACGACUUGUGUCGCAGAACGUAUUUCCUGAUCCUGAGUUCUUACACGCGCAGAGCAGUUGCAGGCUGUGGCUUUUCCUAUACAUCGAUUUGAUUCGCGUCCUCUUCCUGGCUCUUCACAUCAUGACCCGCCGCUUUUAUGCUUUUAAUUCAAAGCAUAGUAAAGAGAGCCCAUCGCAUAUGUGGACGGUGUACUCUUAUGAAACACAUGCAAGCAGAAUAGCCGUUCUUGGCGUUGGCGGGUUGGGCGAUCCUGUAGCCAGGAGAAGCGCAACGAACGAAGCCAACAAAUGGGCACAUCGCCUGGGCGUCGUCGGUGAUGAGCCCUGGAAAGCCAGCAUGCUGGCGCAGUUCCUGAAUGAUCUGAAGCAGCAUGGUGGAGAAGUCCCGGUUGCAAGUUUUCUGCGCUUCGUUGCUGACCGUGGCAUUGGAAGUGCCUGUGCCUAUCGGACAGAGUGGAGAAUAUAUGCUUCGGAAGAGUCUGUUGCAGGCUCUAUUGACUUUGUAGCACGUGAACCAGACGGUUCACUUGUCCUCUUCGACUGGAAACGUGCCCGCAACUUGAAGGACAAGCAUGCAUCAUUUGGCAAGUUCAUGAAGUCUCCACUUCAGCAUGUUCACGAUGCGUCCCUAUGGCACUAUCGUUUGCAGCUCAAUGUCUACAGAUGGAUAUUAGAGCAGUAUUACGAUGCUCAGGUGUCAGCGAUGUACGUUGUCUCAUUCCAUCCUGAGAACGCAAUCUUUGUAGACAAGGUUCCCGACACGCAAGGGGAAGCAAAUGCGAUUAUGACCCUUCAGCGGUGUCGCAACAGGGAAAGCGGUAAUCACGCCGAUUCCGAUCGUGUUGGCGGCUCGGAUCCUGAUGUUGUCUCAGACGAUGUAACAUUUUCACAGCGGGUGGAACAGGAGCUGGAGACUCAGGUCGCAACUCCGGCAGAAGCUCCGCCGUUUAAACGUUGCAAAGUCAACUCACAGGACCUAGGUGAAGGGUUGCUGCAUGUAGAUGAAACCAGGCUGAUGGAAGGAAUGGUCCUGGAUGUCUACCAAUGGAGAGAAGGCAACAUUCUCUUUGAGAUCUCAGAAGUGAAGAGCAUGGUCGCCUCGUCUCCUCAAUCCAGCUCAUGGCCUGAUUCAUUACAGCAUGUUGUACAGGGAGCUAUUUGUGUGCAUCGAUUGCGGCUAUUGGACAUCUCACGUCGAGAAGAAGUCUUUUUCCUAGAGCUAAUUGAAGGAGGCUCGCGACACGUAAGAGCCCACAAUGGCCAGUGCUUCUUUCUGAGUGAGCAUGGACACUGGGCUGUUUACAAUGGUGUGAUCCCCCAAGGAGUUCUGGCACGAUGCAAGAAAUUUCUACUUUAUCUUGAAGGCCUAUACAGACUCUUACCUGCUAGCACACUUCGCGUUCCAGAUGCCAUUAUCAACGCAGUAGCGGCUUUGUUACAUUGCCGUAAUGGCUCGGCAGAUCUGCUUCUUCAAGACUGCGAACGAGCUGCCAUCUGCGGUGGGCCCGCUAGUUCCAAACGGCGUCGAGGGAAUGCCGUCGCCCAGGAAGAUGCGUCUGAGGAGGAGAAGGAUGACAAGCCAUGGACCGAAGUCAUGGCGAGCACUGUCGGCAAACUCUACGUCAAACUGCAAAGUUCCCUGCUGCAAGAUCAUCUGAUCAAGUAUUAUGUGGAAUGGUGUCGCGUCGACGAUCCUCGGAAAUCUGGCUUUUGCGCCCAGGAUAUUUGUUUGGUGUUUGAUGAAGACAAAGGCCUGAAUCAGGUACGGAAGUCUGGCUCUAACAACAUAUACGUAUUUUUGCCGCAUCGUAUCUUGGAUCCUGUGUCUGCCGACGCCAAGAUGCGAGUGCACAAAUUUUGGCAGACAACAUACUGGAGCAACCGUCCUGCCUUCAAAUGCUUUAUGGCAGCCCUCACUUUAGCGAUACGCGGUGAGAAUGUCGAUCGCGCUUUUUGGGGCCUGGGUUCUGGCGGUGUUGGUCAAAGCCUACAAACUGCUCAUCUGGAAGCCAUCUUGGGCAGUUUUCAUUCAUGCUUGGAUAUGAAUAUCUAUUAUUCAGAUGAAGAAAUGCGCAAACAGGCUGCCUCUCUGCUAGGCAAACUUGUCGUGACGGGCCAGGAGUCUGUGCAGGGUAGCCGCAAGGGCAUGCGAGAAGACGUGUACAAGCAACACAUGUCUGCGGACAAGCUUCCGGAGCGCAUGCCCUAUGCCAUAGACACGCACUUGGUGGAACUCCGGGGUUGGAAGCGGUUCGAGUUCAACACGUUGCCAAGGUUCGUGGGUGUCAACGAGGAGACCUUCAACUCUAUGUUUCGACGAUCUUUGGCUGUUCGUUAUAAGGCUCGACAAAAAGUCCAGGAUGCCGAGAGCAAGGACAUCUUCCCGAAGGACCCGACGCUCAAGGAUUUCCUACGAUCGAAGCCGGCGUGUCUUGUGACUUUACGAACGCUGUGGCAGUUUGCACGUGACCACAGCGCUGCUGAUUGCAGAAGGUUCUUGGAGGAUUAUGUAGUCGGUGGCAAGGAUGAAGGCCUAACGGAGACCUGUGUGCGAGAAUCUUGUGGUCUGAAGGUUAAGAAACAAAUAGAGGAUCCACAAGCACUUCAACUUCGAACUCGCAGCACUGAAGAUACCAGUCAUCUCGAGCAGGAUGCCUCUGCAAAAGCUGCAAAGUUGGUUUUGCAGAAACAGAGCGAUGAAAUUGUCAGCUGGAUGAUAAAAGCCACGAAGGACUGGUGCACAGCCUAUCAAAUGAAACACUGUCAAGGAAAGCAUGUCUGGACUGGAUUCAGUCGUCAGGACGCGCGGAUCCAGUUCUGA
Molecule: messenger RNA, 3447 nt
Organism: Symbiodinium sp. CCMP2456
Lineage: Eukaryota; Dinophyceae; Suessiales; Symbiodiniaceae
Source: the annotation of a GenBank genome assembly